GUGCCAUUGUAGUCUCUUGCGAAAAGAACUAAACGAUUUAUCUUGUGCCUCAUCAACGUAUCUCUAGUGCAAUUAAUCAAUAUUAUUUCAGGGGAAGGUCCAAUUCCGAUAUUCGACUAAAGAUCUUGAUUGUCGAACUAACCUAGGCCAACUCAGAUCGCCAUGUCUACCAACAACGCCGCCUACUUGACCGAAAAAGGCAAGGCUCUCGAGAUCAAACCAGCCCCCUAUCCUACCCCCAAAGAGAAUGAAGUAAUUGUGCAAACUCGGGCCAUCGCCAUUAACCCUGUCGACUAUGCAUUGCAAAUGAUGGGCGAUACGUUAUUUCCAUGGCUGCAGUACCCUCACAUCCUCGGUUUGGAUGUCUCUGGGGAGGUAGUCAAGAUUGGCUCUAAUGUCGCCAACUUCAAAGCGGGUGAUCGUGUCGUUGGCCUCGCCUCGGGGGCAUUCCAGUCGUACUCCGCCGUCCCAGCUCAGAUGGCUUCCACAAUCCCAGACUCCGUUACCAACGAGCAAGCUGCCGUCAUCCCCCUCGGCCUUAGCACUGCAUCAAUGGGCCUCUUCGGGAAAGAAUACCUUGCUCUGCAUUACCCAAGUAUCAACCCAAAGCCCACGAGUAAGCCGCUCCUUAUCUGGGGCGGCUCAACCAGUGUUGGCAGCAAUGCCAUCCAAGUCGCCGUUUCCGCCGGGUACGAGGUGAUAACCACCGCCUCGCCCAAGAACUUCGAGUACGUCAAGAAACUAGGCGCAAGCCAGGUAUUUGACUACAACAGCCCCACGGUCCGAGACGACAUCCUCGCCGCCCUCAAGGGUAAAACGUGCGCCGGCGCGAUGGCAAUCACCAGUGCGGACCUUACAGCAGCUGCUGCCGCAGCGGAUGCGUGUUACGAGAUCAUCUCGAAAGCUGAAGGAACCAAGUUCGUAGCUACAGCGCAGCCUCCGCCCGAAGUUCCACAUCCAAUGGUGGCAGCUAAGUUUAUCCGCCCAUUUGGAGACUCGGAGGAGGACCAGGAGCUUAAAGACGCCGUAUUCGGCGAGUAUCUACCGCAGGCGCUUACAGCGGGGAAGUUUCGGCCUGCGCCGGAGCCGGAGGUUGUUGGGAAGGGGCUUGAGGCGUUGCAGGAGGCGAUGAAUGUCCUCAAGCAAGGGGUUUCUGCGAAGAAGAUCGUGGUUUUGCUUUGAGUUCGGUUUGAUUUCAGGCUUAUGCGACACCUAAAUGUGUACGUGACUUAUGAUCGUCUAUGAUAGUGCUAAACUCCUUUUAUUGCAAUGGGUGCCGAAUUCCCCUUAUCCAUGAAA
This is a messenger RNA of Pseudomassariella vexata, 1299 nucleotides long. Its product is annotated as zinc-binding alcohol dehydrogenase domain-containing protein cipB. NCBI's taxonomy places the organism in Eukaryota, Fungi, Ascomycota, Sordariomycetes, Amphisphaeriales, Pseudomassariaceae. The coding region runs from base 163 to 1182 and encodes 339 amino acids. Gene Ontology annotation, molecular function: oxidoreductase activity, acting on NAD(P)H. The record is from RefSeq and is a predicted model, not a curated record. The transcript has a single exon.